Molecule: messenger RNA, 423 nt
Organism: Macrosiphum euphorbiae (potato aphid)
Lineage: Eukaryota; Metazoa; Arthropoda; Insecta; Hemiptera; Aphididae
Source: the annotation of a GenBank genome assembly
AUGCUACUUGUACUGGUCCAACUGGUCGUACUAAGUGUCAUCAUAUGGUAUCUCUGCUUCUUCAUGGACACAAGAAUAUAUCUGUUACAGACGUUUCGUGUAGUUAAAAGUACAAAAGAUAGUGAAGAUAUUCAGACUAUUGAUGAAAUGUAUCCAAAUGAUUUUAAAGCUAUAAAAGAUACUUCAGGUGUAGAUUUUUCGGGUAUACGCUAUAACAAGUUGGUCAGUAUGGAAAAAAAUGUUGAGUUUACUUGGUUACUAAGCCCAGAACCCAAAUAUAUUGAUUUUAGUGAUAUUUUGAAGUUGGACCAUUUCAUACAUUAUGAAGAAUUUAGAGUUAACAUUUUGCAUUAUGCUAUUCUCUGUCAUUUUUUUACACUACCACAUCACUCUUUGUUGAUAUUAUGUGUGAGGAUUAAUUAA